AUGGCGAAGGAGGCGACUUCGAGGAAACUCGUAGAUCUUUUGAAGAAGGAACUUAAAUGCGAAAAAUGUGAAUCUUUAGGCUUUGCAAGUGGUGGCUGUAUUAGUGAGGGAAAAAGUUUUGACACUGACAAUGGAAAGAUUUUUGUCAAAGUGAAUACCAAAUCGGAGGCGGGAGAAAUGUUCGAAGGCGAAUUCCAGAGCCUUGAGGAAAUUUGUAGGACGGAUACUUUGCGAGUACCUAGGCCAAUAAAGGUGUUACCUCAUCCAUCUGGAAGUGGGGCAGUUUUUGUUGCAGAACAUCUUGAGAUGAAAAGCUUGAGAAAAUACCAGUCACAGCUAGGGACAGACCUUGCAAGGCUUCAUCUGGACAAUAUAAACAAAUUACAAAAAGAAACAUCAGAGGAGAACAAGAUUGGAAAGAGUCAUAAACCAACUACGGUUGUAAAAUUUGGCUUCCCAUGCACCACUUGCUGUGGUUAUAUCGGUCAAGACAAUGAAUGGCAUGACAAUUGGGUGACUUUUUACACCAGAUGUCGCUUACAACUUCAGAUGGAUCUUAUUGACAAGCAGUAUGGUGACACAGAAACCAGAUCCCUUUGGUCAAGACUUCAGCUCAAAAUACCUGAGUUUUUCAAAGGCAUGGACAUCAAACCUUCUCUACUCCAUGGUGACCUCUGGAGUGGAAAUGCAGCAGAAACAGAGGAUGGUCCAGUUGCAUUUGAUCCAGCAUCUUUCUAUGGUCAUCAUGAGUUUGAUUUAGCAAUAGCAGGAAUGUUUGGUGGUUUCUCCAAGGCCUUCUAUGAUGCAUAUCACAAACUGAUACCAAAAGAAAAAGGAUUUGAGGAAAGGCACCAGCUUUAUUUAUUGUUUCAUCAUUUAAAUCAUUGGAAUCACUUUGGGACAAGUUACAAAUCAUCAUCUUUAUCAAUUAUGCGUGGACUUCUUGGAAAUAGCUAGCACCAAAUGUACUACAGAAGUUAUG
Pocillopora verrucosa is the source of this 982-nucleotide messenger RNA. Its product is annotated as ketosamine-3-kinase-like. The record is from RefSeq and is a predicted model, not a curated record. NCBI's taxonomy places the organism in Eukaryota, Metazoa, Cnidaria, Anthozoa, Scleractinia, Pocilloporidae.